Camponotus floridanus (Florida carpenter ant) is the source of this 1468-nucleotide messenger RNA. RefSeq names its product protein Peter pan (gene ppan). Gene Ontology annotation, cellular component: preribosome, large subunit precursor. The record is from RefSeq and is a predicted model, not a curated record. Lineage: Eukaryota; Metazoa; Arthropoda; Insecta; Hymenoptera; Formicidae. Bases 114 to 1367 code for a protein of 417 amino acids. Gene Ontology annotation, biological process: rRNA processing; ribosomal large subunit assembly. The transcript has 6 exons. Gene Ontology annotation, molecular function: rRNA binding.
AAAAACGCUCAUUAUUGGCUCUCGUGCUAAACGUGAUAUUUAACCUAAUUUAACCUAACUGUACUACACGACUUGAAGUUGAUUGAUACUUUCUAAUAAAAAAAGAAAAAAAAAUGGGUCAUAAAAAGGGUCGAUGCGUUAAGCGAAAUAAACAAAUAAAUGUGGGGGAAAAGGAAGAAUUAGUGCGAGCACCUCAUUCUUUUGUAUUCCAUCGUGGCUUACCAGGAGAUCACAUUGUCGAACUUACUAAAGAUUUUCGCAGAGUUAUGGAACCUUUUACAGCUUCAUCUUUAAAGAUACGGAAGAAAAAUACUAUUAAAGAUUUUGUCUCUGUUGCGGGUAUCUUUCAUAUCAGUCAUAUAUGUAUCUUUACAAAGACAGAGCUAGGAAUGUACCUCAAGCUUUGCAGAUUACCCAGGGGGCCUACCCUUACUUUUAAAAUACAUAAUUUCUCCCUAGCACGAGAUGUAGUAUCUAUGUUAAAGAAGCAGAUGGUAUACGAGGAAGCCUAUAAAAAUGCUCCAUUGGUGAUUUUAAAUAAUUUUAGUGGAGAAGGCAUGCAAUUGAAACUUAUAUCCUCUACAUUUCAAAACAUGUUUCCAACUAUAAACUUAACCACUAUUAAUUUGAGCACAAUUCGUCGUUGUGUAUGUCUAAAUUAUAAUACUACAUCGAAAACAAUUGACUUUAGACAUUAUGCGAUCAAGAUUGUACCUACAGGUUUAUCAAGAGGUGUUAAAAAAUUAGUUCAAGCAAAAGUACCAAAUUUAUCCAAAUGUGAAGAUAUCUCAGACUUUUUAACAAAACCGACCAUGUCUGAAAGUGAGGCUGAAGAUGAUGAAAUUAGUCAUGUUACGUUACCGCAAAAAUUAUCUUCAAGAGGGAAUCAUGCCAAUUCUACAAGUGCAAUUAGAUUAUAUGAAUUGGGACCGAGAAUAACGCUACAGUUAAUCAAAGUGGAAAAUGGACUUCUCGAUGGUGAAAUACUUUUCCACGAGUUUAUACAUAAAACAGAAGAAGAAAAACUUACGAUAAGGAAAAAGAGAGCAAAGAAGCAGAAAUUAAAGGAAAAAAGAAGGAAAAUACAAGAGGAAAAUAAAAGGAAAAAAGAAAUACAGAAACAAGAACACAAAGAAAAAUCGCUCAAAGGAAUUCAGAAGAAAAGAGAAAACGACAUGCUAUUACAAAAAAUCGCAAAAGAAUCUGCUGAAGAGAGUAAAUUGGAAGAUGAUGAUGUACAGUAUUAUCGCGAAGAAGUAGGAGAAGAACCUGACAAAGAUCUAUUUCAAACAAAAAUUGGUACAAAGAGACCACAGAAGCACAUUAUAAAGUACAAAUCAAAGAAAAUAAAACUUGAUAAGUCAUAAAAUAAAAUUAAUGUGCGUGAACUAAUAAUUGAAAAUAAAUUACUUUGUACCUCCUUUCAUACAUCACGUUUUGAUAAAGUUAAUCUUAAUUAUUUUAUAUC